UCCCCGGACGUAGAUGAUCUUUGUUACAAACAUGGCGGCUCGCAUGUGAAUGUCAUGCCAUCUUAAUAACUCCCUGAAUCAGCUCGUGUUUGAAUGCGAUUAGUGAUCCUUUCAAGCUGAUCUCUUGUGAAGUUGUGUUUUUAUUCACCUGAGACAGCUGAGGAUCGGGCGGUACUUACUUUAUCCAGUAGUCCACUUCAACACGGGAUCAUGAUGGAGGCUGAGGGACAACUGAGAAACCUGCGGGAUUUCCUUCUGGUUUACAACCGCAUGACUGAAAGCUGCUUCCAGCGAUGCAGCAGCAACUUCAACUACAGAAACCUCACCAUGGACGAGGAGCGCUGUGUGGACAGCUGUGCCGGGAAGCUGAUUCGCUCCAACCACCGCCUGAUGAGCACCUACGUGCAGCUGAUGCCUCGGAUGGUGCAGCGUCGGAUGGAGGAGAUGGAGAGCAAGGCUGCGGAAAAUGCCAAGGCAGCAGAGGCCGCGGCUGCUGCUGCUGCUGCACAUGUGGAGCCUCCCGCCAUAGGGGCGGCAUCACCGGCAUCUCUAACCGCCAUCACCGUACCUCCACCCCCACAAGCACUUUCACCGUUGGAUCAACCUUUUACCUCAAUGACGAUCGACGACGUCGGAACACAGGCCCACGGCUCAGUCUUAAAGCCGGCAGGGUUAGAUAUUCCAUUUGAGCUGCUCGACAAAUCCACAACAGCCACAGAAGUCAAAUUAUCAGCCGCAGCACCACUCACACCUGCGGUCGUGACGGCGAAUCUCUCAGUGCUUAAUGAAGCUGGCGAUGGACCAUCUUAUACGGCAGGCUUUCCUCUGCCACCGAUAGCUGGUGCCCAAAUUGAGUCUGACUUCUCAGCGCCUGUGUUUAUGCCAUCUAAUCCAAAGUCUUUAUCAGCAGAUGUGCCUGUGUCAACAGUUGCUGCACCUACAGUGUCUAAAUCCAUUGAGAGCCUGUCAGGUCCGGAGAGAUCCCCAGAGGUUCGUCCGCCGUCAGGCCAGUAACGAAGGCCAGUCCGGGUGUGUCUCAGGUAGUCAAACUGACUCCCACCACAAACCACCCACAUCUGAUGAGUAACUCAUCACUGGCAAGUCCCAAAUGUGAUAUUCUCCAUAUUACUAAAAAGAAAAGUUGAUGAAUAGAUUACAUAAAUGAAAUACUUUUCAACGACUAUUAUACAUAUGUCAUAACCUUUUUCUGGCUACAGUCAAAUGUGAGCAUUUUUAUGCUUUUCUGUUUUCAUAUUGCAAAUUAAAAAAAUCUUUACAUUAGCAACUUGACGACCUCACGUAAGACUCUGUAACUUGUGCGGAUCUUGUCAUAAUUUUUUUUACAUUUUUAAAACAUUAACUGAUUUUGAAAAUAAUCUUAAAUUGCUGCUUUAGUGCCAUGUGAUCUACCAGGAAAAUAAGUCCUAUGCUAAGAAGCCUGGUGGUCAAGCAUGUCACUCAUGAUAUAUAAGAAUAUCAAUUAUUUAUAUUAUAUAGUAAUAUCUGACUGUAUUACAAAGUGUCAGAAAUAACAUGACAUUAAAAUCUGUACAUGUUUGUGAUAAGAGGCAAAAGUUGUAACGGUGUAUAUGAGUGUAGUAUGUGUGUGCAAUGUCAGUUGAAAAAUGAUUUUAGUGAUGGCAGUGAUAUUACCAUUCAAAGCUAAACCAAGGUUCAAUCUCCAGCCUGCAGCCUGGAUUCUGGAGGCCUGAUCAUAUUUGAACUUCAGUCUGGACUUUCAGCAUCAAUCUGACACCCUGAACACAUUCAGUCCUGGUAAUUGUUUGAAAGGUGACACAGUAAAUGCAGAAAUUAGAUAAUCUUCAAUAAUAAAAAUCAUGGUAUAUAUUA
Molecule: messenger RNA, 1851 nt
Organism: Sebastes umbrosus (honeycomb rockfish)
Lineage: Eukaryota; Metazoa; Chordata; Actinopteri; Perciformes; Sebastidae
Gene: timm10b
Product: translocase of inner mitochondrial membrane 10 homolog B (yeast)
Exons: 3
Coding region: 211-1014 (267 amino acids)
Cellular component (GO): mitochondrial intermembrane space chaperone complex
Source: RefSeq, a predicted model, not a curated record